Messenger RNA from Sphaeramia orbicularis (orbiculate cardinalfish), 1420 nucleotides. RefSeq names its product SET domain and mariner transposase fusion gene (gene setmar). Bases 47 to 931 code for a protein of 294 amino acids. The record is from RefSeq and is a predicted model, not a curated record. Gene Ontology annotation, cellular component: nucleus. NCBI's taxonomy places the organism in Eukaryota, Metazoa, Chordata, Actinopteri, Kurtiformes, Apogonidae. Gene Ontology annotation, molecular function: protein binding; zinc ion binding; histone methyltransferase activity. The transcript has 2 exons.
AUCAGCUGGUUUGGAGACGCGGGAUGUUUCACUCAACAUCUGAGCCAUGGAUCCUCCUGACAGCAGGGUGGAUUUAAGCAAAGGUCUGGAGGAUAUUCCGGUUUUUAUCCACAUGGACUCGGCUUCACUGACGCUUCCUCAUUUUCAGUAUUCUCCAGAGAACGUCCAGGGUCCGGGCUCCUCCGUCGACCCCAGUGAAGUCACCCUCCCCGGGUGCUCCUGCUGUUCCCACUCCUGCCACCCAGAGACCUGCUCCUGUUUGCAGACGACCGGGCGGGCGUACGAUGACACAGGUAAACUCCUAAACCUGAACAGACCCGACUCCGGGUACUGCUCUCCUGUGUUCGAGUGCAGCGCCCUCUGCACAUGCAGCGACUUCUGCUCCAACCGCGUGGUUCAGAGAGGGUUAAUUCACAGGCUGGAGGUGUUCAGAACCCAGAGCAGGGGCUGGGGUGUUGGGACACUCGAGCCCAUCCCACGGGGGGCGUUUGUAUGCGAGUACGCCGGGGAGGUGAUCGGGUUCGAGGAGGCCAGACGUAGACAGCUUCAACAAAAGCCUGAGGAUAAUAAUUACAUCAUCGCAGUACGGGAGCAUGCAGGCGAAGGUGGCGUCGGCGUCACUGAGACAUUUGUGGACCCGGCUGUGGUUGGAAACGUGGGGCGCUUCCUCAACCACUCCUGCAAACCCAACCUGCACAUGGUGCCGGUCCGUGUGCACUCUGUGGUUCCUAGACUGGCUCUGUUUGCAGACCAGGAUGUCGACGCUGGGGCGGAGCUGACCUUUGACUAUUCAGGAGGUCACGGUCAGUCUGAUGUAGAGACUGCGUCCACACAGGACGGACGGACAGAUGGACUCCAGAGGAAAAAGUGCUGUUGCGGUGCAGAGACGUGUACACGAUUCCUACCACUGGAUUUAUCUGUCCUCAAAUGACUUCUGGAACAAACUGUUCUGUUACUUGACAUUUUAGCUCUUUGUUAACCCUUUAACCCCUGACGUGUUUGUGACAAACAUUCUGACUGUAUAAUUUAUUUUAAAUAAUCUUAAAAGUUAAAAUUUGCCAAAAGGAAAAAUUCCAAAACACGCUGAUAGAAUAGAGCUUGUUCUUUCUAUAGAUGUCUGAGCAUGCUCAGUGCACCCCCUGCUGCCGAUGUAAUGAGGGUAAAACAGAGCAGAGAGCUGGCACCGACUUACUAUAAAAAUAGUCGAUUUGGGUUUUUUUGGUUUUCUUUACACCAUUUGCCUUGUUGUUAUGUUUUUUUACUGUUGUUCACAGUGUUGUUGUGAUUUUCCUUUUUUUUUUUUUUUUUUUUUUUACUGUGUUUUACUGUGUGUUGUCUGUCUAACUGCUUUAGGGAGUUCAACUAGAUGUCAAAAAUAUGGAAGAGGAUUACGGCCACUGGAAAAAAAAAAAUCUAAUUA